AUGACAGUCUCUUUAAAGCACUUGGCACCGAGCGAUGAUUCUUCCAAUCACUCAUCACUGGGCGACAGCACUUCCAUUCACUUGAUACCAUGUGAUAACUCUUCUCCGAAUGAAUACUCGCAAGUUUCACCGCAAGAAGUUCACCACCCAAGCGAACUACUUAUGUGUAUUUUAGCCACUGAUAUGGCUCGGCAUAAUGAAAUAUUAAGUCAGUUCAAAGAUGCCAUGAUCAGUGGAUUCGAUUUUAACAACAGGACACACAUUAAUUUGUUAUGUAUGGUUUUAAUAAAAGUAGCAGACAUUUCUAAUGAAGCCAGACCCAUGGAUGUUGCUGAACCCUGGUUGGACAGAUUACUUCAGGAAUUUUUUACACAAAGUGAUGCUGAAAAAGAAGAAGGUUUACCAGUAACACCUUUUAUGGACCGUGAGAAGAUCACCAAACCUUCAUCUCAAUGCAGCUUUAUUGGAUUUGUAUUGCUUCCUCUGUUUGAAGCACUAUGUGACCUACUUACAGAGCUAACGGCUAUGAUGGUUGAUCCAGUCAGAUCGGCUUUGGAACAUUACCGUCGCCUCAAUGAAGCUCAUCAUAAAGGAUCACUAGCUGGUGAUUUAGCCCCACCAUCGCCUACUAAACAUCAUCCUGACCUUGAUGAAGAAGAAGAAGGAGCAGGUUUAGAAGAUAUCAGCACCGAUGAAGAAGAGACUGUGACAGAAGUUGCUAUUAGUGAAAAAACACUCAAAUUCAAAAUUUCAACAGAAAGUACUAGUAGUAGUGGAAGAAAAUCUGAUCCUGGGUCCAGAAAGGGGUCUCGAGAGAGAGGUCCUGCAAGCCUGACAGAUGAGGAGUGUCCGUGCCGCAAGGAAAGGUCAAUGAGUGAGGCUGCAAGGUCUCCUGGUCUGGUGAGACGGCUGAGAACCCUUGGUGAGAGGCUUAGGUCAGCAUCAGAAUCGCCAAAAUGUGCUCCCCCUUCACCUGCUAGUCUUAAAUGCCCUUCUGCACCUCCACCACAAACUGAGAGGAGAGCAUCAACAUUACCCAAGGUAAACCGAAAAAGAUUUGCUUCUGAAGCAAGAAAAGGCUGGCGAGGACUAUUAAAGAAACGCGAGGAGGGUGCAGGAAAAUCUAAUGGUCUUUCACAGGAUCCUAUUGUAGGAGACAGUGAAGACAGUGGUGUCAAUAACAACCGAAAAAAAAAUCGGACUGUUGAAGGCUCUCCUCAACGUCAACAUUGGGUACAAAACUUAGUUUCUUCAUUGCGUGGUAAAAAAUCUUAAAAAACAAAAGAAAAAAAAUAAACUAGUUUUAAAUUUAUUAUUCGUGUAUACAAGACCUGUUCUGCCUCAUUCCACUUUUGUAUUAUCCAUACAUUUGAAUAUAGGGCUUGUAAUUAGAAAAAAUAACUCGAAUAUUUUUGGUAUUAAGCUUUCUUAAGUUUUCUUCAAAUAUGAUUUUGCAUUGUAUGAUACAUUUUUAGUUAUUAUUACAUGUUAUUAUUAUUAUAAUAGUAACAUAAUAAUUAUUUUAAUAACAAAAUAAUAAUUAUAUUAUUAUUAUCAUCGCAUCUUACUAUGCGAAUCAUCUCAUAAUUCAACAUGAAAAACAUGAACAGUUUUCAAAAUAAUUUUUAAAAACAUGAAUUAUGUAAUAAAGAUAUUAACUCAAGACAUUUAAACUAUUAUUUCAUUAGAAAUCAUUCCAGAAUUUAAAUUAUUUCAUUAAACAAAUGCCACUAUUUCCUUAUAGAAUCUAUAGUUUAUCAUAUUGAAAAUUGUAAUAGAAUAGUCAGGAAUAAUUGAUUCGAGUUACUUUUAUUUUGCAUGUCCUAUAAAUUUUUUAAACAAUCUUUUAUAUUUCUAUUGCCUAUGUUACUGUACUCUACUUUUUAUAUUAUACAACAGUGAGAAGUUAUUUACUUUUCCAUAAGUUGUAAUUUUUUUCAGAGACCCGUGAAAAGAUUUUUCUUAUAGAAUGAUUAUAUGUCAUUAAAUUAUUGUUUGAAUUUUUAAGUAUAUUUUUGUUAUCAUGAUAUAAAGAUGUUGAUAUGUUUAUAAAAGUAGUAAGGAAAACUAAAAAAAAAAAAAAAAAAAAAUAUCUUUUAUUUACAGUAGUCAUUGUAUUUUAAAAUAUUUAUUAAUAUUAUUAAUAUAAACAAAUUUUCAAUUAUUUUUUAAUGUAGUUACAUGUUAUUCAUUUAACUUAAUCUUUUGUAAUAACUAUAUUGACAAGAGUGUUUAAAAUUUAUCAUCAAAUUUUUCAUUGUUAAAUGUUUAUCAUUUGUUUCAAUGUCGGGUGAUACAUAAAACAUGUGAGUGUAUAUAUGUCAGAUAUAUAUCUGUACUACUUAAUGAUCAAAGUUGUUCUUAUUAUUUAUUUAUUUUAUUUAAUCAAAUAAGUUAGACCAAUAAAGAUACACCCAAGACUGAGAUCUUAAUCAAACAUUUAGUUUGUAUCAGAAUUUCACAUGCAAAGAUCCAAGUUGAAUACGCCAAAAUUAUUAGCCUAUGAGUAAUUUAGUUUAGUUAUUAUAUUUCAGUAUGAAUUGAUAGUACUGAUUACAUCUGUGUAUUUUUAAGUAUGAAAACUGGCUGGGACAGUUUUAAGUAACCAUUGAAAUAAUAAAAAAAAAAAUUCCUGAUGAUUUUUCUUAUGUAUUUUUAAUAGUGACCAUGAUCGAUAAAUUGAUACUCACAGUAAAACAAUAACUGUAUAUUUUGUAUUGGGUUGUCAAGUGUUUACCUACUUUGUGUUUGUAUUCAAGUUUAUACACUGUGGCAUCUUGGUCAUACUUGUACCUUUUCUUUCCAAAUUUUAAGUAAUUGUUUUGGUUUAUGUGCAUUUUCACUAUCUAAGUUAAUAUGUAGUUUACAGAUUAAUGUUAUUGAUACUAUUAAUUAUAUUUCAACUUAUUUCUAAUAUUUGUCAUGACUGAGAGGGGCCCUCAGGUUAGCAUAUGUGUCUGUUCUUAGAAAAAUACUAAUAACAAGCAUUUGUUAUCCCGUAAAUCAAACUUCAACUAUGUUCUAUCCAACCAAAAAUUCUUAAUACGACUAUUAAUGUUGUUGGAUUGUCAAUGGAAAAUCCAAAGAAUAAUUAGAAUAUUCAAGCUAUUUCCUUAGUUUCAUCAGCUCCUUUGCCAAUUUAUAUUAGUUCUUUUCAGUUUUCUAUUAACCAUACCUUAUUCCGGGAGAGUAAUUUUUUUUCUUUGAGUAAUCAUACUCUUUUAAUGCAUUUAAAAACAUUCAGUGUUUUAUUAUUACAAAAAGCUCUCAGCAGUGUUGAAACAUAAAUUCUUAACUAUAAUUCUCAGAAUCAUAUAGAUGCCUUUCAGAGUACAAACCAAAAUAUUCUAAAUAUGGCUCAUAUCAAUAUUGUCAAUAAAAUAAAAAACUUGAAAAUAUUACUGUCUCCCUGUGAAAUCUAAUCAUAGGAAUAUACAGUGCUUAUAUUUCAAUACCAUUUAUAAUAGUUUGAUUUAUUGAGGGUCCCAUUAUAGCAAGGGUUCUUAGCCUAUGAGGGGGCCUGUACAUAAUAUCUUUUAUAUACUUCAACUAACAGCCUGUUUUAUUUCUUAAAUUGUAUUAUAAUCUUUGGGUUUAUAAUACAAUCCAAUACACAAAACUUAUUAAUUUUCUGUUAAGUAAUAAAUAAAAAAAAAAUUUGAGAAAUCAAAUUUUAUUAAAAAUAAUCUUAUUUACUAAUAAAGCCUUUUUCAUGGCGAAUUUAUGAGAGCCUAAGACAGAUCAUUUCCCAACUAUCUUCAAGAAUUUCUUAUGUUUUAAAUAUAAAAGAUAGACUUACACAAUUUUACGAUAUAUAUUUCAUGUAAACAAGAUUUUUUUUUUUUAUUGAAUGACGCAGGGAAGUAGAUGAGGUUUUUGAGUUGGGAAAUCAGAGAUAUUGAAGCCAAGAGAUUAGGAAAGAGUUCUAGCCCAUUCUUUUAGCUUUCCUGCUUGAAUACUCGUUGAAAUUCAAUAUCUUUUAUGUCCUACUUAUGUAAAACAUUAAAAAAAAAGAUGAUCUAAUGUUGAUAACAGAUAUGCAUAUUACACAAGAGAAAAUAAGUUAGUUUGACUUUAUCUUUCUAAGAUUUUCCUUAAAAAUGUGCCAUAAACUCUCAAGAGAACCUUCUCUAGGUUAUGAACCCCUGCUCAUAAAGAUUAAAGUUAAUAAUGUCAUUAUCUUUAUUAUGUGGUUAAUGAUAAGAACAAAAGUUACUAAUAUUCUGAAAUUGUUUUGUUUUGAUACUAUACAAUUUAUUUAGCUUUAUUAAAUUAAACCAGGUGUAUGUUUAAUAUCUUGAUUUAAAUUAUAAUAUCAGAACUAGUUUUAAAGCAUGAAAUAACUUGACUUCCCAAUACAUCAGAUAGGCCAUUUUGUCUUCCUUACCAGAUAUUGGAGAUAAAACAUACACCUGCCUUGGUUGCAUUUAUAUCAGCAAUAAUGCGCUGAAGUUUUUUUUUUUGCUCUGAUUUCACAAAUUCAAUUUCUAGUCCUUGAUCAGAGCUUUGUACAUAUUAUAUAUAUGUCUCUUCUUAGACAAUCCUUACCGAAUUCCGUCUUCCUCUUCUUCUCAAGGCCAUCAAAUGGAGGAUGUGGAUUAUCAAAUCACAUAUUUUCCUAUUGUAUAAUAUGCACUUUCUAUUUAUAAGUGAAGCAUUAGUUCCGUAGUCCUUACUAUGUUUUUUGUGAUAAAACUAUCAUAUAAUUAUAAUAUAUUAUAAUUAUCUGUAAGAUACUCAUAGACUAUGAGAUAAUUUUAAAUUUAAAUUAUCUAAUUCAAACUAUAUAUGUUUAUUAUAAAUAUUUUUUAUACUUAACAUAUUACUUAAAAUUAAAAAAAAAAACUUGCUUAUUCAUUGAGCUGUAAGGUUAUUAUUAAUAAUUGUUAUUGUUAUUACUUGUUAAUCAUGAAGUUUUAACUUUUGAAUAUGAUCCUCUUAUUAAUUCACUAUUAAGUAAUAAAUCAAAACCACCAGUAAAAAAAAAUUUGAGAAUUCAAAUUUUAUUAAAAAGAAUCUUAUUUACCAGUAAAGCCCUUUUCAUGGCAAAUUGCUUAUUUGGAUUUCACUGAUAAUGACCAAGCAUAUGAUUAAUGAAAUAGUAAAUUCUUAAAAAUUAAAUAUCAGGAUUUGGAAGGAAAGUCAUUGGUCAAUAUAUUUUUGAAAAAAAGUAUCUAUUUUUUUAUGUUAUAUUUAUUUUCAUGGUUGUAUCACAUCGAUAUUUCCUCAUUUAAUUAGCUAUGCUGUGACUCCAAACAUAUUAAUUUACUGUUAAUGUACUAUAUAGGUAUAUCUAACUUCAAGGUUACUUAAAAUUAUACAAUUUUCUUUUUAAAACUGUACACAAUAUAUUCUACCUGCUAUACCUCAAAUGGAACACGGAACGAUGUGAGUUGUGAAAUACUAUGAGAAUUUGGAUACAUGUGGGAUCGCUUAAAUCAGCCCCAAAUCCAUUAGCAAAAUCCAAUCACUGCUACCCACCAUGAAUGUUGAAAAAUGAUGGAUUGGAAGGAUGGAAUCAUAGUUUUUCACACACUUUAUAAGCUGUGCUAUAUUAUUAAUAAUAAAAAUUGUUAGUCAAGAAAUACAAUAUAGGUUGUUUAAAGUAUGUUAUGAAAAUAUUGAUAUUAAUAAUUUACAAUUUUGUUAAUUUUUAUACCAGAACUUAUGUUAAAAAUUUAAAUAUUAAUUAAAAGUAAAAACACUUAUCAGUGGAUUUAUAAUAAAAAAAUUAUUAAAAAUUCCACAAUUUCUUUUUUAUUAAUACAAUAUAAAAUAAAUUUAAGAAUUAAAUUAAUGUUUACAUUGAUAUAUUACUAGCCUAUAAAUAUAAAAUAGGUGUUUUACCAACAUUUCAAUUUUAUUUAAAAAAGUCAUGACAAAAAUUAUCAAUUAUACAUUAAUAAAAAUAAUAAAGUUGCUAAUUCCACCCUUCUGACUAUCAACAUAAGUUUAAUAAUGUUCAGAAAUGAUGUUUAUUAAUAAUACAGAAAAAGGAAUCAUUUAGAAAAUGGCCUGUGGGAGUGUAAAUCAGUCAACCAGGGAUUCUUGAAAUAGUCUUCAUUUUAAGCACUCCAUUAGCUCUACUUCAUCGUUCCACUGUUCUAUUUGAAGUGAGUGUCAGUGACCCUCUUUAAAUAAAAGCAUACAAUAAUACCUAUACUAAUAAUUUAACUAUGUUCUAUAUGAAAAAAAAAAACAACUACAAUGAGUUGUUAGUUUUCUUACAUUUGCACAAAAUAGAAAAAUUGUUUUGCUUACAAUAUUCAGAGAGGUAAAUUUCUUCAGGAGCAUUAAAUUUCAUCUUGUAUAUUUUGACUACAAGGUACUUCCAAUGUCUGUCUUCUAGAUUUUUUAAUGUAGAUUCAUCAUUUCUGACUUCAUAUAUUUUUAUUUAAUCUUGAUCAAGUCAGUCUUCCUUGAUUUUCUAAUAAAUAUAUGUAUAUAUUUUAUUGAUUUUUGUUCAAUGUAUAAAAAGUUUUUUUCCUCAAAAACUUCAAGGUUUCAGACAAUUUUUUUUAUGUAAAUAUAUUUUCAUGGAAGUUCAAUAUAUAAGAGGAGGAGGGUUCAUCAUUAUUAUUAUCAUCGUCUUUGAUGAUUCACUUGCUAAUUAAUAUGAAAAUAAUUAAGUUAAUCACAGGCCAUUCCCAUGAAAUUCCAACUGUUAUUAAAGUACAAUACUUUGAUUUUUUCUUUUUUUUUUUUUCAGAAACUAAUUUAAUCCUAGUGAAAGUAUUUAUGCAAUUUUUCAUAAAUGCAACUUAAUACCUAUCAAAAUAAACAACAAAUCUGAUCUAAAAAUUAAAAGUUGUGAUAAUUAAAAGUUGGACAGGUAUUGAUUGUCUAGUCAUUAAUGAUACUAAUUUGAGCUAUUCAAUGUUUUUCAAUAUUGAAUUCCAUGCUCCCACAUUGGAAGUGAGAUUUUUGUGGAUAAAUCUAAAAACAAAGUCUUAUUGUUCUCUAUUUUGGCCUAACUACUGGAUGUUUUUGGGAUUGAAUAAACGCUAAUUUUAUUGGUCUUCAUUUGAAGUUGUCUGGUGAAAAAAAUAUUUAAAUUUUUCUAUUGUACAGUUAAUUCGAUUUAGAUAUACAUAACCAUUUACUUUCCUGUCAUAAGACAUUAGAAUUAUAUAAAUUCGUACUGGUACUUUUUAUAUCCAGGUUAAUUGACAUUUUUUUAAAGAAUAUUUAAUAAUAGUAUUUUCACAAUCAACUUGAAAUUAUAAUUGUGAAGGAAAUAGUACAAUAUAAUUUUACAUAAAGGAUUAGUAUGUUAUUUAAAAUGAAUUAAAUGGAAAGGGACUUGAUAAUUAUGUGAAAAAUAUGUUACUGCCAAUUUACUUAUCAGAUUCUAGGUGUUAUGAUUAUUACAAUAAAUUAUCUGAUGUAUGGCUUUAAUAAAUAUUCUAUGUUCCAUGAAUUAGUAAUAAAUGUUUUUUGAAUGUUGUGAAACUGUUCCCACUUCUCUUUUCCUCUCUUUGAUUAGAACACAUUGAUAGUAAUUGUAGUUAACGGAGGAUUAACGCACUUUUUGAUGGACAUUUUCAUAAUUGGGAAAUACUUUAUUGUAACUUAUCUUAAUUGUAACAAAGUACUCAAGUUGAUUAAUGAAAAACAAAUGUGUGCAGUUGAUUCUCAUAAUAGGAAUGUAAUUAAAAUUAGAAAAUAUCCUGUAAAUCAAGUAGCUCUAUUUUUAUUUUUUUUAAUCCUUAUUUUUAAAACUAUUGACAUUUAUGUAUAUAAACAUUGUCUUACACCCCUUGAUUUUAUAAAAUAACUUUGAAAAUCAUAUGUUCACAUCCUCUGCAGGCCUUUCCUUUAUAUCAAUAUACCUAAGAUUCUGUGCCUUUAAUCUUGUUGAAGUAACAUUAAUUCUAUAACAGAUUGAUUCGAUACAUUUAUAUCUGAGUUGUCCAAUAGAAAUGAUUUAUGGAGAUAAACUACAGAAUGAUUUUUUCUGGUUAUCAGAAUUACUAAUUUUAUUUGCAUAUAAAAUUUGAAAAUGGUGUUUAAAGAAUUAAUCUAAUUACAUCAAGUUAAAUCUUCUGAAGAGCCUCAUAACAACACCAAGUGCUAUGGAAACAGACUAUAGCUGAAAUAUAUACUUCAGCACAUAGCAAUUGUCCAUAUCAUAUUUGUUGACACAUUUCUGUGGUGUCUCAUAAGUAAUGUCUUCACCUUUAUUUUCUAGAAGAUGGUUUUACCUUAAAAGAGUUUCAAUUUUAUGUACCUCCAAAAUUUGUCUGAUAUUAACCAUCGAUGGUAUAACACAAUUUUACAAAUUCAAUCUAUUGAACGUGUUUCUGUCAAUAAGAUUGUAUGAUUGCAUAAUUAUUUAUAAUAUAUUGUUAAAAACAUGAUAAUAUAAGUUGAUGUUGGUUAGCCUUUACUGAAUAUUUAAGUAUAAAUUUAGGCCCUAAUUGGUGGUUACACAUUUCAGCUAUAGUCUAUUGAAAGUCUUUAUGAGACUGUUUUGCUGGAUGAAAGACCUUGAGUAACAAGAAAGAGGACCAAAUAAAGUGUUACAGGCUUAUUCUCUUCCUCAUGGUUGUCCUGCCUUGUUUUUGUAGUACUGUUUAUGUGAUCGCAUUCACUGGUCAAAUUAAUAGAAACAUAAGGAAAAUAAAUUAAAUUGUAAGUGGCUCAUCAUUUUCUCAAAUAUAAUGUACCUAGUUAAAACUGUAAAGAUAAUUUUGUUUUAAUUUAUUUUUUAUUUGAUUGAUUUCUGAACAAGAAGAUAUCAUUUUGUAAUUUGUGCCUCUGUUUUAUGAUUCAUUAAAAUGACAUGCUAUUGGACUUGUAUGGCUAUUUUAUUGCAUUAUUUAAGUGAUAAAAGAUGUUAAUUGCCAAUAUAACUGUGUUAUAUUAAAAUAGAAUGUAAGUUGUUAAUGUAUUAUUUAUCUUGUAGACAAGUUAGGUUUGAUGUAAAUGUGGAUGGCCUUUUUUUCCUUCCUCAUUUUAUAUAAAUUUGUUCUAUCCUCAAAUUGGUAGAGUCUUUACAUACGCAAAAUGAAUUUCAUAGUUUGAGAUAGCUUUGCAAAAAAUAAAUUUGAAACAGCUAUCUUACUUAUAGAUAAUUUGUCACAAAUAACAUAAUAAUUAAAAAUAAAAAAUAAAAGAUGACUGUUACAAAGUCCUGCUUUUUUCUAUGCUCUACCAAAUUUGUUAAUGGAGAAUAUGGACCUGAAUGGUCUUUUAUUAAUGUGUAUAUUUCUAAUCUAUGUAUAUUGCAUUAUAAAUUGAAAAUGGGACAGUAUUACAGUAUUAGUUUCCUAUCCUUGUUUCUGUUCAUUUCCUCGAUCCCAAGACCCAGUUUAGGUAUAAUAUUAGUUAAAUUGGGUGUUCAAUUUAUCAUAUCGCAAUGGAUGUGUUAAUGUAUUGUGACCAAAUAUAAAAAAUAUAUAUAUAUAUGUGUAUUUUCAAUUUUGUUAAUAUUUUAUCCUUACAUUUUAUAAUAUGCUGUAUUUUAGUUUUUAAUGCC
Messenger RNA from Nezara viridula (southern green stink bug), 9481 nucleotides. The record is from the annotation of a GenBank genome assembly. NCBI's taxonomy places the organism in Eukaryota, Metazoa, Arthropoda, Insecta, Hemiptera, Pentatomidae.